This is a messenger RNA of Penicilliopsis zonata CBS 506.65, 375 nucleotides long. RefSeq lists its product as hypothetical. The transcript has 2 exons. Lineage: Eukaryota; Fungi; Ascomycota; Eurotiomycetes; Eurotiales; Aspergillaceae. The record is from RefSeq and is a predicted model, not a curated record. The coding region runs from base 117 to 308 and encodes 63 amino acids.
GUUGCUUCUGUCAAGUGUUGUUUUGUCUUGCAUUGUUUGGGAUCUCUUGUCUUUGUUUUCGCCGGGACCCUCCGUCCAUAGUUUUUUUGGUCGAGAGCUGGGCCCAGCGCAACGCGAUGCUUUUUUCUUAUCUCUUGGCUUGCCUAAGACCUCUAUUUGUUUUUUUUCUGGUCGAGACCUGGCCGCAGCAGCAUAGCGUGAUGUCUUUUGGUUUUGUUUCUUCCCUCAUCUACUCGUUCUACAUUUUUUGGGUUCUCGUUUCCUGCCGGGCCCUUCUGUCCAUCAUCUCGGUCGAGAAUUGGGCCUAGCAGCAUGGCGUUUUCUUGCACAUUCCCCCCUUUCUUCUUAUCUGCCGUUUUUUUUUUUUUUUUUUUU